UCGACUCGGGUGCUUGUCCGAGCCCCCUCUUCUCUUCGGUCUCCCCCUAUUUCCCCGAGCCCUAUUUCUCCGUUUCGCUCGGGGAGCGGCCACGGAGCUGCGGCGACAGAGCCCCGGAAGCGCGGCGGGAGCGACGUUCCGCCGUCCGCCCUCGGAGAGUUCACGGAAGCACCUCUCUUUUUUCCUUGUUGGGUAUCGAGGACCUGAAGCUAGCUCCUGGCUGAAGUUUUAGCUUGAGAAUAUUCUCCCAGUUGAUAAAGUAUCAUGUCAUCAGGAAGUAAGGGAAUGGCAUGUGUUUACAGAUAUGGCAUAUUGGUGAUCUUUCUUUCUUGGGGUGUGUUGUCUUAUUGUUCAAUUGUCUAUUAUCAUGGCUUCUUUGUAUCAGCUUCAUUACUUGUGUCUUCUAGUGAAGAUGAUUAUUUCCGCUGUGAAAGUGUCGUAAGAAAUUGGGCAGAUGCUUCAAGUGAAAGAGGAAUAAAAGAAGAUGAAUUAACUCUAAAGGAUAUACUAUUUUUUCUGCAUGUUCCGAGAACUGGGGGACGGACAUACUUCCAUUGCUUUUUGAGAAAAAUUUAUACGAGUGCUCAAGAAUGCCCACGUUCCUAUGAUAAAUUACGAUUUGAUCCAAGCAAACCCAAUUGCAGAUUGGUGGUUACUCAUGAUGACUAUAGUUUGAUGUCCAAACUGCCUAAGGACAUGACCUCAGUGGUAACAAUUUUGAGAGAUCCAGUUGAUCGUGUGUUCAGCACGUAUGAAUUUUCUGUGGAGGUUGCAGCUAGAUUUCUUGUGCAUCCAAAUUUGACUUCAGUAGCCCAGAUGUCUAGACGAAUACGCCCAAAAUCUCGUGCUGUUAGCACAUUGGAUAUAUGGCCUUGGAAGUAUUUGGUUCCUUGGAUGAGAGGGGACUUAUUUGCACGGAGGGAUGCUAGAGAACUUGGGAGACUUAGAAAGACUGAAGAAUUCAGUAGCCCAUAUGACAUGGAAGACAUGGUUAUGCCCUUACAUGAGUUCAUCAAUGACCCUAUAGCUCAUGACAUCAUUCACAAUGGAGCUACUUUCCAGGUAGCAGGACUAACAAACAACUCAUAUGCUGUAGAAUCACAUCACGUGCGUAGUUGUGUAAGGAAGCACCCAGAACUUGGCCAUUUUGUACUAGAGGUCGCGAAGCAUAGGUUGGAUCAUAUGCUAUAUGUUGGUCUCACUGAAGAGCACAGGAAAUCUGCUACCAUGUUUGCCAAACUGGUUGGAGCACAAGUACUUUCCCAGUCUGAAGCCUUGAAUUCUACCUUCAAGCAGGAAACAUCCAACCAAACUGAACCAAGCUCCUCUUUUUCAGAUUCUGAAGCUGAUGGUUUAAACCAGAUUGAGGGUAGCACCAACAAUCAAAGUGACAGUGAAGUUCCUUCUUCAACUCAUGUUGAACCUGCAAGAGAGAAUAUGACAGUUGGAAGGUUGAUGGAGAUCUAUGAAACAUGCAUUUCCAGUUUACGAAAAACCCAGGCAUCUCGCCGGACUCUGUCUCUUAAAAGAGUUGCUCCUGCGAACUUCUCAAAAAAGGCACGCCUAUCUGUUCCUGCAACAAUUCUGCAGCAAAUCCAAUAUCUGAACAGUCUUGAUGUGGAACUUUACAAACAUGCUCAAAAUAUAUUCAUACGGCAGGAGAAACAUAUCAUGCAAAGUGCUGAAAUUUUCAUUCAGCCAGAGGACCUGCAGACAGCAGAUUGUGGCGGCUCAUAUGGAUGCCCACCUUGGAAAUCACUCUUAGUCAUUGCAUUGCUGGCGAUUGUUGUUCUUAUCAUGCUGUUUCUAUCGACAGGGAGAAGGACUAACAAAGUAAAGAAAUGAUGAUAGGAUGACAAACUGUGUAAUCUUCUCAAGCACAAGUCGGAUUGGUUGGUGUGAAGUUUUGUGAAUGCUGAAACGACUUCUGCUGCAAAAAAAGAUUAUAGAAUGCAAAUGAAGAAAAGAAACGACAGAGCUCAAUAGAUUCGACAUCAGAUAUUAUUUGUUGGUCUCGUUAUUGUGUUAGAUCUCCAUUGUGGGCGGCUCGUCUCCUUUUCGGUGUUCUUGUUCUUCCACUUCCAAAAGGUGGGAGUAAAACCCAGCUUUGUUCACUCAAUUCAGGAUUAAAAUGGAGCUGUCCUGUCCGGUACAUAAUUUGUU
Molecule: messenger RNA, 2163 nt
Organism: Musa acuminata subsp. malaccensis (wild Malaysian banana)
Lineage: Eukaryota; Viridiplantae; Streptophyta; Magnoliopsida; Zingiberales; Musaceae
Product: protein-tyrosine sulfotransferase
Cellular component (GO): membrane
Molecular function (GO): heparan sulfate 6-sulfotransferase activity
Source: RefSeq, a predicted model, not a curated record